AUGGUGCAACAAUUCCAGCAGAGUCAGCAGCCCGAACCAUCUUUCGACGAGACGGCUAUGACUCAGCCGCUCGAUUCAAAAAACAUUUCUUCUGCCAAUAUUCCGAAUGCGAAUAGCAGCAGCGAUAUCGGCAAUACUGGGAUGCAAUGCUGGGAUUCUUCAGUGGAUUGGACCGCUGGAUCCUCUCUGCUGCCGAUCGUGGAACAUAUCAAUUUACCCCCGAGUGCACCGCACGAUGCCACCAACAAUCAAUUCGACAUGAAGAUCAGCAAUCAUACCUGGACGGACGCUGGUGCUGGAUCUCAGCAGCCUUUUUCGACCGGGGAUUGGGAAGCUGUCUGGAUUGAUCCCGAUUCUUCGGCUGGUCGGAGCUCUAUUCGGCCAAACGAAACGCCAUACACACCAAUGCAACCUUCUACCAACGACAUUGCGGCUUACGGACAGAAUCAGACCCAGCAGCCAUGGCUUGAUACUGCUGAUACCUUGCCAGGGAGCAUAUACGAUGUGUCCCUUUGGUGA
Messenger RNA from Diplodia corticola, 519 nucleotides. RefSeq lists its product as uncharacterized. The coding region runs from base 1 to 519 and encodes 172 amino acids. The transcript has a single exon. Lineage: Eukaryota; Fungi; Ascomycota; Dothideomycetes; Botryosphaeriales; Botryosphaeriaceae. The record is from RefSeq and is a predicted model, not a curated record.